GCCAUUUGCACUGAUGUAAACAUUGUAUUGUGUUUUUAUAGCGUUUAUCCUCACCUUUACAGUAUGUCAUGCAAAGACAUCUGUUCGUUUGAAAUAAGUUAAUAUCAGAGUAGGAACACAUAUACAUAGUCAGCAUUACGACAUAUGUGCGCUAUGUUUGCCCUGAAGCCGAUUGGUUACAUUCAGACACCAUUCCAGUUUAAGAAUGGUACGCCCCGGCAGCCAACGGUGUGCAGUCAAGCCCGAGGGACCAUCACCAUCGACAAGGCCGUCUUCAACAAUCCCGAGCAUUCCCUUGAGGGACUGGAACAGUACAGUCAUGUCUGGAUAUUCUUCAUAUUCCACAAAAACAACAACGCGCAUUACAAGGCAAAGGUGGCGCCCCCGCGGCUGAAUGGACGGAGGGUUGGCGUGUUCUCCACGCGAUCCCCUUAUAGGCCAAACAACGUGGGCCUCACACUGGCCAAAAUCGAACAGGUCAAAGGUUCUAGUGUGGUAGUGUCGGGUGUGGACAUCCUGGAUGGGACGCCGGUGGUGGACCUGAAGCCCUACAUUCCCCAGUAUGACUGUCCCGAUUUCCGGUCCCAGGGAGCGGACCCUCAAGCGGGCCUUGUCGGGACGGAAGUUGGAGGAUCGGCUUGUAAUGUGGCAGGCGAAGAUGAUAUCUCACACGUGAACAAUUCAGACGAGUUAUUAGGUAAUGUUCCUCGUAAAAAUGCAUCAGAAAAAAAGAGUGAGUGCAGUAAUGAACUUGAUACUUCAACGCAGUGUGAGAACAGUGCAAUUGAAAAUAGUGUUCAUGUUGUCUCACCUACCGACAUGGCAGACCGUGCACUAGGAGAAUCUGAACAGCCGACGCCAACUAAAGAUGUCAAAGGUAAUAAACGUGUUGAAACUGUAGAUAUCGACAGCGAAAUUCUAAAGAAAAGGCCUCACAAAAACGUUGUGAGCAAGCCCGGUACAGUUUCUGCCAAUAGUGUGUCGUCUGCCAGUUGGGUAACGGAAGCCCCUGUAUCAAAACUGACGGUGUGGUUCAUCGAGCGCGCGGAGCGUCAGUUGCAGCAGUUCGCCAGAACGCCCAGGGCGGACAGUCCCGACCCCUUCACCCUGCAGCACUUGGGCAGCCCAGAGGAAGCCCGGACCGCCAUCGUUAAUAUCCUGCAGGAGGACCCGCGGUCAACGUACCGUCGGAAGCAUUGCGCGGACAGCCUGUACUACUUCACGGUGGACGCCCUCCACCUCACGUGCUGGUUCUUUGAUGACUGUGUAGAGGUGCUCAGGGUUCAGCCUGUAGCAGCAGUGGACAAACUCAGGGAUAAACUCACUUAGAUGAAACCCCAUGGUAAUUCUUAUAACAAUAGACGAAGUGCCGAUCUGAAUAUGAGUUGUAGUGUCCCUGUUGGCGUCAAAUGCGUCAUCAUUAAUCACAUGUGCAACAUAUGAUUUAUUCAAUUUAUAAAUUUCAUCUCCAUUCCUGAAUGUAUACAGAAUAAAUUCGUAUACAUUU
Molecule: messenger RNA, 1507 nt
Organism: Mya arenaria
Lineage: Eukaryota; Metazoa; Mollusca; Bivalvia; Myida; Myidae
Product: tRNA (adenine(37)-N6)-methyltransferase-like
Exons: 4
Coding region: 145-1329 (394 amino acids)
Source: RefSeq, a predicted model, not a curated record